Messenger RNA from Nerophis ophidion (straightnose pipefish), 2198 nucleotides. It is a transcript of the gene syt4, whose product is annotated as synaptotagmin IV. NCBI's taxonomy places the organism in Eukaryota, Metazoa, Chordata, Actinopteri, Syngnathiformes, Syngnathidae. Gene Ontology annotation, biological process: calcium-ion regulated exocytosis; cellular response to calcium ion; vesicle fusion. The coding region runs from base 173 to 1558 and encodes 461 amino acids. Gene Ontology annotation, cellular component: synapse; axon. The record is from RefSeq and is a predicted model, not a curated record. The transcript is spliced from 5 exons. Gene Ontology annotation, molecular function: calcium ion binding; SNARE binding; phosphatidylserine binding.
CUCUGUGCAAAAACACGCACUCACACAGAGGCAAAGCAGUAGUGGAGAGAGACCAAACAACCUUCUCCAUCCUCGGGUACUUCCAGCUUCCAGCAUCCAUCCUCUUCUUCCUCAUCAUUAGUGGAAUCCAACGUCUGUAACUUCGGAGCCAUUAGAACAUCAGACAGCAUCCAUGGCUCCAACGAUGCUGGAGGACGGAGCCCAGCCCGUCACGGUCCCAGCAGGUGUUGCAGUGGUGAGCGUCUUCGGACUUGUCUUCACCGCUUCGGCCUUUGCAUGGAUCUGCUGCCAGCGCAAAAACACCAAAAGCCAAAAGACACCCCCGUACAAGUUUGUGCACAUGCUCAAAGGGGUGGACAUCUACCCCGAGAGCCUCAGCAGCAAGAAAAAGUUUGCUGCAUCUGCCGCCGCGCUGGCCAAAGAAGCUAGCAAAACGGACGUGAAUGGAAACCUGCCGCCAAGCCCCAAGCUGAGCCCAGACGGGUCCAGGGCGGACCUCCAUCUGGACCUGGAGAAACGAGACCUAAACGGCAACUUCACCACCAAACCCUUCCACCACCACAAGGUGCGCAGCUCCCCUGACCUGGAGCUGCCCUCACCACACACCGGUUUCACUCAGCCUGGUGUGACUGACCGCCGGGACCCCCUUUCGCCGUCCAGCACCCUCACCAGCCAGGCACCUACUCCGUCUGUGGACAAGUCCCAGGUGGAGGACCGGGAGGGAAGACUUGGGACUCUCCACUUUGCCUUGGAGUACCAACCAGAGAAGAAGGCCUUCAUUGUCCAUAUUAAGGAAGCCCAUGGCCUGAGUCCGACUGAUGAGCAGUCGCUGACCUCUGACCCUUACAUCAAGCUGACGCUGCUGCCGGAGAAGAAGCACCGGGUGAAGACCAGAGUCCUGAGGAAAACGCUGGACCCAAUGUUUGAUGAGACAUUCAGCUUCUACGGGAUCCCGCUGGCCAGGGUGUCGGAACUGGCCCUCCAAUUCAUGGUGCUGAGCUUUGACAGAUUUUCCCGGGACGAAGUCAUCGGCGAGACGCUGGUGCCACUAUCAGGAAUCGACCUGUCUGAGGGCCGCGUGCUGAUGAGCCGGGAAAUCAUCAAGAGAAAUAUCAAGACGUCCUCUGGCCGAGGCGAACUGCUCCUCUCCUUGUGCUACCAGUCCACCACCAACACUCUGACUGUGGUCGUCCUCAAGGCCCGUCACCUGCCCAAGACUGACAACAACGGACCCACAGAUCCGUACGUAAAAGUCAACCUUUACCACGGAAAGAAACGGGUGUGUAAAAAGAAGACCCACGUGAAGAAGUACGCCCCCAACCCCGUCUUCAACGAGCCCUUCACCUUUGAGUUGCCCUCCGAUGAGGGGUUGAGAGACACCAGCGUGGAGCUGCUGCUGAUGGACUCUGAUGAGGGCAAAUCCCGCCGCCUGAAGCCGGUCCUCGGGCGCCUGGCGAUGGGUACGUCAGCAGCAGGUACUGCUGGCGAGCACUGGCGGGAGAUCUGCGAGCACCCACGCCGCCAGAUCGCCAAGUGGCACGCCAUGUCGGAGGAUUAACAUGCCAGAUGUUCCAUCUGGCACAACCAAUAGUGCAACCGAAUGAAGGUGGGCGGGAUUUAGCGUCCUGCUUAGCCUGUACACAUUGGACGUAAAGGCUGGGGGAGGAGACUGAAAUGAUGUCAUCAGUCAAUCAAUCAAUAAAUCACUCAUCUUUGAAGUUAUAGGUGUAAAGGGUGGAGGUGUGUCCAUCAUAGCCAUAGGAGCCCAAAGACUGUCGCCAACAUCAGCUGGUUAUCACUCACCUGGCAGGUCGUCAUGGUAACCGUGUGCUUCUCUUUCUUCCUCUUAAAUCGAAAGCCGUUAAGAAAAUGUGCAUUAUUUGCAUUUAUUUGACAAGACCGGAAAAAUAUGUAGAUUUGAUUGAUUUAUUAUUUUCUACUCUUCUGGGUGGACUUGUUGAACGUGUUUUGUAAGUAUAUUUGGUAUUCAUAUAGAGUUAAGACGUGAACCUAAAUUUGAGCGAGGAUUGCAGCAGACCAUGCAUUUUUUGUUUAGAGAACGUGCAAAGGAUUGCGUGUGUGCGUGCGUGUGUAUGUGUACAAUGUUUACUCUGUGUUGUGUCCCUCUACUGUGAGCACAAAGACAGCCGAAAUGGUCGUGUAAGUACCCGCAAAUUAAAUACUGCAAGAGAAGAGAA